Molecule: messenger RNA, 715 nt
Organism: Teleopsis dalmanni
Lineage: Eukaryota; Metazoa; Arthropoda; Insecta; Diptera; Diopsidae
Exons: 1
Biological process (GO): proteolysis
Molecular function (GO): aspartic-type endopeptidase activity
Source: RefSeq, a predicted model, not a curated record
AUGCCGCAAUCGACGUCGAGCCGAUUGGAGAGCAACGCAAUUAUAGCUCGACUGACAGUACAAGAUCCGGCGACGUCAACCGCUUUUCUUAUUGACACCGGAGCGGAUCUGUCUGUACUACCCAAAAAAUUCGGUACCAAACGAGGUAAGUCAGUUGCUUUAUCUUUACCCAGCUUAUUUGCUGCUAAUGGCACGCCGAUACGCGCAUACGGCACCAAACGUUUGUCGUUAUCCCUUGGUUUAAGGCGCGAUUUCCCAUGGACGUUUGUGGUGGCGGAUGUAAAUUUUCCCAUAGUCGGCGCAGAUUUCUUGAGGCAUUAUGAUUUACUGGUUGACAUGAAACGGAAGCAGCUAGUAGACAGCAAGACGUUUGUAGCAGCGAGAGGCGCGGCAGCAGUUGGGCAGGUGAACGGCAUCCGAGCCAACAUUAGUGCAGGUGACUACAGUUCUUUGCUGAAUGAAUACCGUGAUCUAGCCACAUUGCGUGAUAACUCCCGCACGUGCGACACGCAAGUUGAACAUUUCAUCGAGACCACUGGUGCUCCAGUUUUUGCCCGUCCACGACGUUUGUCUGGAACAAAAUUGGAGGAAGCAAAGAAGGAGUUUGAAUUUUUGUUGCGAAAAGGCAUUUGUCAGCCGUCAAAGAGUCCUUGGGCGAGCCCAUUGCAUAUGGUUAAGAAGAGUGAUGGCUCGUGGCGACCAUGUGGUGACUAUC